Messenger RNA from Theileria equi strain WA, 531 nucleotides. RefSeq lists its product as hypothetical. The transcript has 5 exons. The record is from RefSeq and is a predicted model, not a curated record. Bases 1 to 531 code for a protein of 176 amino acids. NCBI's taxonomy places the organism in Eukaryota, Apicomplexa, Aconoidasida, Piroplasmida, Theileriidae.
AUGUUUUCUUUAAUUUCUCGCCUUAAAAAACAGAAAGAAGAAGAAAAAGAAAAACACAAGCAAAAUGAGGAAACUGCAAAAAUUUAUGCCGAAUAUGUCAAAUCAUUUGAUGGAAGCCCAUCUACAACGGCUCCUAUGUUUAUAAAGAGCAAUUUAUACGAUCCUUCUACUAGAGCUGCUGAUCAUUCAGUCAAAGAAGCUUUUUCAUUCGACUCAGAGAAUAAUAACCAUACAUCUUAUAAUCAAGCUGGUGAUCCAUCUACAACAUAUCUAUCGCAAAUUGAGAAAAAGGACGUUGAAACAUUUAAAAAAAAAAAACCUGGGAAAAUCCGUGAGAUCGAUUCAUUCAUUGAAGAAAUAAAAGAAAAACAACGUAUUUUGGACCAAAACAAAGAAUUGAAUAAGCAAUACUUUCGUGCCUUUGAGAAUGAAAAAUAUAUGGUCAACAAAAACGUUUCAACUGCAAACGUAUUGGAAUAUUUGAACUUUGAAACAUUUAAAUUCACAGAUUUUAAGCGAUGCAAAUACUGA